This is a messenger RNA of Myripristis murdjan (pinecone soldierfish), 2187 nucleotides long. It is a transcript of the gene mmp14a, whose product is annotated as matrix metallopeptidase 14a (membrane-inserted). Gene Ontology annotation, molecular function: zinc ion binding; metalloendopeptidase activity. Gene Ontology annotation, biological process: zymogen activation; extracellular matrix organization; skeletal system development. The coding region runs from base 400 to 2088 and encodes 562 amino acids. Gene Ontology annotation, cellular component: plasma membrane; extracellular matrix. The transcript has 10 exons. The record is from RefSeq and is a predicted model, not a curated record. NCBI's taxonomy places the organism in Eukaryota, Metazoa, Chordata, Actinopteri, Holocentriformes, Holocentridae.
ACACCACACAGAUUGUGCUAUCAACAUAAGACAAUCUUGAGCCGACAAAAGAAGCCAAACUAUGAAGCUUUGCGAGCGCAGAGAUUUUGUCACAGCUGAUAUCCGAUACUUUCUUGUACUUUGAUCGCUCUUUUUCUUUUUCUUUUUUUAUUUAUAAGGGAGUUUUUUUCUGUGCAGAACACCGACCUGUGCGCAAAAAGUGUCCAUGUGGAGGCAACAAAGUUUUUGGCACACUAUAUUUCCAUAAAAAAAAAAAUAAUACCAAGCGGAAUUGCAUCAUUUUUUUGUUCGUUUUCUCUCAUCGCUUUUUAUGUUGUCGUGUAGGACGGCGGGACAUCUGUAGAGAAUUAGUAUUACUUUUUUUUUCUUUUCUUUUUUUUUUUUUUUGCAGAAAUAAAAAUGCUGCCCCAGCUUCUCACGCUGGCCUGUGCUCUCUACUUUGGCGUUACCUGCGCAACUGCAAACGUAUUAAAAGCCGAGGCUUGGCUGCAGCAGUAUGGCUACCUGCCUCCAGGUGAUGUCCGAGCUCAGGCCAUCCGCUCGCCCAAGUCCAUCGCCACGGCGAUAGCAGCCAUGCAGCGGUUUUACGGCCUGACUGUGACCGGCUCCAUAGACUCCAACACAAUAGAGGCGAUGAGCCGGCCGCGGUGUGGCGUCCCAGAUAAGUUUGGCUCGGAGGUGAAGAGCAACCUGAGGAAGAAGAGAUACGCCGUCCAGGGUCAGAAGUGGGACAAGGCUGAGGUGACCUUCAGCAUACAGAACUACACCCCCAAAGUUGGGGAGCGCGCCACAUUUGAGGCCAUCCGGAAAGCCUUCAAGGUGUGGGAGAGCGUGAUCCCCCUCACCUUCAGAGAAAUCCCCUACAGCCACAUCAGGGACAAAGUCGACAAGUUCGCGGACAUCAUGCUCUCUUUCGCCGAGGGCUUCCACGGCGACAGCACGCCGUUCGAUGGCGAGGGCGGCUUCCUCGCUCACGCGUACUUCCCCGGCCACGGCAUCGGCGGCGACACUCACUUUGACCUCGCCGAACCCUGGACCACCGGGACCGUCGACCAGGGGGGUAAUGAUGUGUUCCUGGUGGCCGUCCACGAGCUGGGUCACGCUCUCGGUCUGGAGCACUCCAACGACCCCACUGCCAUCAUGGCUCCUUUCUACCAGUGGAUGGAGACCGAAAACUUCCAGCUCCCUGACGACGACCGCAGAGGCAUCCAGACCAUCUACGGGACCAAAUCUGGGGCACCCCCGCCUCCCCCACGACCCACCAAGCCCUUCAACCCCAACAAGCCUGAUCACGGCCCGGACAUUUGUGAGGGACACUUUGACACCAUCGCUGUCCUCAGAGGGGAGAUGUUCGUUUUUAAGGACAAGUGGCUUUGGCGUGUUCGUAACAACAAGGUGCUGCCCGGCUACCCCAUGCCCAUCGGUCACUUCUGGAGGGGCCUGCCUUCAAAUAUCAAUGCUGCCUAUGAGAGGGACGAUGGGAAAUUUAUCUUCUUCAAGGGUGACAGGUACUGGGUCUUCAGUGAGUCCAGCAUGGAGAAGGACUCUCCCAAGCGCCUGAGCGAGCUUGGCACCGGCCUACCCAAAGACAAGAUUGACGCUGCUCUCUUCUACACCCCGACAGGACAGACUUACUUCUUCAGAGGCACCAAAUAUUAUCGUUUCAACGAGCAGACUCGCACCGUGGACAGAGAUUACCCCAAGCCCAUCAGCGUGUGGAGCGGCAGCCCCGACAACGUUAAAGCUGCCAUCAUGAGCGAAGACGGAUCUUACACUUACUUCUACAAGUCCAACAAGUACUGGAAGUUCAACAACCAGUACAUGAAGGUGGAGUCCGGCUACCCCAAGUCCGUGCUCAGCGAGUGGAUGGGCUGCGAAAGCGAGGAGCCCAAGAAGGGCAGGGAAGAGGACGUGAUUAUCAUCGAGGUGGACGAAUCGGAGGGCGGGGUGGGCCCGGUGGCCGUGGUGAUCCCUAUUCUCCUAUUGGUGCUGGUGGUGGUCACUCUGGGGGCGCUGUUGUUCUUCAGGAAGUACGGCACGCCUCGACGCCUCCUCUACUGCCAGAGAUCUCUGCUGGACAAGGUGUAAACCGAGGGACGGGUGAUUGACAGACUGCCACAGAGAGACAGAAAGAGACGGAGAGAGGGAGAGAGAGAGAGAGAGAGAAGCGGAUAAAGUGGACUAAAA